AUGGCGGCCGAUGGGUACCGCUGCCGGGAGAGCCGCUUCAUCGCCAGCGGGCAGUCGGUGGUGCCCAGCUCGGCUCUGUUCGCCGCCGGCCUGCUGGGCAACGUGCUGGCUUUGCUCCUCUUGGGGCAGCACAGACGGCGCUCCCGCUCCGCCGCCGGCCGCGCUCCGCGGGUCUCCGCCUUCUACGUGCUGGUGAGCGGGCUGGCGGUGACCGACCUGCUGGGCAAGUGCCUGAUCAGCCCCAUCGUGCUGGCCGCCUACGCCUACAACCGCAGCCUGAGCGAGCUGGGAGCGGGCGGCCGCGGGGAAAGCGAGCCGGGAGCGCUGUGCCAACUCUUCGCCUUCCUGAUGGCGUUCUUCGGGCUGGCCCCCACCCUGCUGCUGCUGGCCAUGGCCACCGAGUGCUGGCUGUCUCUGGGCCACCCGUACUUCUACCGGCGGCACGUCACCCGGCGCCGGGGAGCGAUGCUGUGCGCGCUGGGCGCGACUCUGUGCGCCCUGUUCUGCGCGCUGCCGCUGCUGGGCUUCGGCGCUCCCAUGCAGUACUGCCCCGGGACGUGGUGCUUCAUCCGCAUGGCGGGCGGCGGGCCGAGCCAGCUCGGCUUCCCCGUGCUGUACGCCAGCGUGCUGGGCGUGCUGGUGUUGGCCAUCGCGGCUUGCAACGUGUGCAGCAUGCGGCAGCUAUACGGCAUGGCCCGCAGGCAGCCCCGGCGCGGAGCGCAGCCCCCCGGCCCGGCAGCGCCGCGCAUGGAGGAGCUCGACCACCUGGUGCUGCUGGGGCUCAUGACCGCUCUCUUCACCGUCUGCUCGCUGCCGCUCAUCGUCCGUGCCUACAUGGGGGCGUUCGCCGCCGACUUCAACGAGGACGCCGACCUCAGCGCUCUGCGCUUCCUCUCCGUCAACUCCAUCGUGGACCCGUGGGUCUUCAUCAUCUUCCGCACCUCCGUCUUCCGCCUCUUCGUGCGCCGCCUGUGCCGCCGCCUGGGCUCCCGCCGGGCCACGCUGAAGAGCACGGGGCCGGGGGGGGACGGGCAGUUCUGUCCCCAGGGAUGGCGUGGGCCAGGCACCCCGCAGCUCGUCUUCCCCUGAGCGCAGUGCUGGAGGAGCUGGGGGAGCCAGGAGCGAGCCGUCGGCCUCGGGGACUCAGGGGUGACGGCGCCCGGAUGGCGACGGAGAGCGGGCGGCGCUGUGCCGCAUCCCCGGGAUAGGAACCCUGGGGGGUGCCUGGA
This is a messenger RNA of Centrocercus urophasianus (Greater sage-grouse), 1229 nucleotides long. RefSeq names its product prostaglandin D2 receptor (gene PTGDR). Gene Ontology annotation, biological process: inflammatory response; positive regulation of cytosolic calcium ion concentration; G protein-coupled receptor signaling pathway. Gene Ontology annotation, molecular function: prostaglandin D receptor activity. Bases 1 to 1089 code for a protein of 362 amino acids. The record is from RefSeq and is a predicted model, not a curated record. Gene Ontology annotation, cellular component: plasma membrane. The transcript has 2 exons. Lineage: Eukaryota; Metazoa; Chordata; Aves; Galliformes; Phasianidae.